GUGCAGGGCUAGUGGUUUGUUUUGGCAGCCCUGACUCUGCUUCUGAAAACGAUGACUCGAGUAAUGGCAUUGUUUAACAGUGAGUUGGCACCUUGAUCCUAUGCAGCGUUCCUAACUCUCCAAUAUCUGUGGGUUUUGGUGCAUGAGUCGGCCGGUAAAUGAGCAAAUGGCACAGCCUGCAGGGCAAAAUCUCCUCUUUGCAGUGAUUCUCCUCCUUAAGCACAAGAAAAAGGAAGAGUACAAAGGGAAAGGGACAAGUGGGAAUAAAGCAUGACAGGGACAAAGAGGAAAAAGAAGAAUGCUAUCUGGAGGAAGAUUCCCGCACUUCGCUAUGAAGACUUCAGACGGUGGUGUGUAAAGAGGCUGCCUGUUUUGGAGUGGGCACAAAACUACAAUUGGAAAACAGACUUGGUCCCUGAUACAGUUUCUGGAAUGAUGCUGGCAAUUCAACAGGUGACACAAGGACUUGCCUUUGCUGUUCUGUCUUCAGUGCAUCCCGUGUUCGGCUUAUAUGGAUCUCUCUUCCCUGUUAUUAUUUAUGCCAUAUUUGGAAUGGGCCGUCACGUUGCCACAGGAACAUUUGCUCUGACUUCCUUGAUAUCCGCCAAUGCUGUUGAACGCCUUGUGCCUCCCAGGAACAGCAGUUUCACAACAGACAACACAUCUGUUGUCUUGGGUUUGUCUGAGUUUGAGAUGCAGAGAAUUGGAGUUGCUGCAGCAGUUUCAUUCUUAGGAGGACUCAUCCAAGUAGCCGUGUUUGUGCUGCACCUGGGCAGUGCUACCUUCUUGCUGACAGAGCCAGUGAUAAGCGCAAUGACAACAGGAGCCGCCACACAUGUUGUGACCUCACAAGUGAAGUACCUCUUGGGGAUGAAAAUGCCUUACAUCUCGGGACCCCUGGGAUUCUUUUAUAUUUAUGCGUACAUCUUUGAAAAUAUCAAAUCCAUUCAGGUGGAGGCCUUGUUAUUGUCAGUGCUGAGCAUUGCCAUCCUCGUCCUUGUUAAAGAGCUGAAUGAAAAAUAUAAAAGAAAAAUUAAAGUAGUUCUUCCCAUUGAUUUGGUAUUGAUAAUUGCUACUUCUGUUGCCAGCUAUUCUGCUGAUAUGGAGCACAAUUAUCGUCUAGAAGUUGUGGGACAUAUUCCAGAAGGCAUUCCCCCACCACAGUCUCCGCCCAUGGAUAUCCUCUCAGAAGUAGUCACAGAAGCAUUUGGAGUUGCUUUAGUUGGUUAUGUUGCAUCACUAGCCCUUGCCCAGGCCUCAGCUAAGAAGUUCAACUACUCUGUGGAUGACAACCAGGAGUUCUUGGCUCACGGCCUCAGCAAUGUGAUCCCUUCGUUUUUUUUCUGCAUUCCAAGUGCCGCAGCCAUGGGACGGACCGCGCUCCUGUACAGCACAGGAGCAAAAACCCAGGUGGCUUGUCUAAUAUCCUGCAUACUGGUGCUUGUGGUCAUCUAUGCAGUAGGACCAAUGUUAUACUGGCUGCCCAUGUGUGUCCUAGCAAGUAUCAUUGUAGUGGGGCUGAAGGGGAUGCUCAUGCAGUUCCGUGAUUUAAAGAAAUACUGGAACGUGGAUAAAAUAGACUGGAGUAUAUGGGUGAGCACCUAUGUGUUUACAAUUUGCUUUGCUGCUAAUGUGGGACUGUUGUAUGGGGUCGUCUGCACAAUACUUAUCGUGGUUUUUCGUUUUCCGAGAGCGACAACCUUGAGCCUGAAACACAUGAAAGAAAUGGAAUGCAGACUCAAAACAGAAGCAGAUUCUGAGUCUUUGCAGCAAGUAAAAAUAGUGUCAGUGAAUAACCCUCUCGUCUUUCUGAAUGCUAAGAAGUUUCACUCAGAUAUAUUAAAAAUAAUCCAGAAAGAGAGCACAUGUGCGCAGCAGCUAUUUGAAGAUAUAAACAAGUGUGAACAAAACACUUUGCACAAUCCAUUAUCCAAUGGAAAUUGUCACGGAGAGUCAUCGUUACAGCAGCGUUCCAGUGAAAGACAUACCAUAGUACUUGACUGCAGUGGUUUGACGUUCUUUGACUUCACUGGUAUCUCUGUGCUUACCCAGAUUUACAUGGACUCCAAAAAAAGGAAUAUUGAUAUUGUCCUGGCAAACUGCAAAGCUUCUCUUAUAAAGGCACUGAAGCACAGCAGAAGGCUAGAAUCUGACAGUGGUGUCUUCUUUGAGUCGGUUUCUUCAGCUGUGGAUGCUAUUCAGUUUAACAGGAAUUUCUGCAAGCUUAAUGAACACACUGAAGUCUGAUGCUAGCCUGAUACAUAAACAUAUAUAUUGGUCGAGCUGCUCACCUAAAAAAAAAGGAACUAUACCAAAGUAUUUCUACAGCAGUUUAAAACUGGGAUUUUGUUGGCGAUCAUUUGUAUGCUGAAUGUGUUCAACAAUACCAGCAGCAACAGUGUUUAUUUUUAUUAUUCCUGAAGAUUCCUCUCUGACUUCCCAUCAAUGAGAGAUAUUUUUAAAGCAGCCUGGAUUGUUCUUUGGUGUUUUCAUAUUUUUGUAAGCAUUUAAAUUCAAAAAAGGAAAAGAAAAUAGAAAGCAAUUUGAAAUAUUACAGUAAUCUAUAUUGUUUAGCUCUGUUUUAUUAUGACUUACUUGUAUCAUUUUAUGCACAGGUGAAUACCACACUGUUAAAAAAAUUUGGAUAGUAUCUGAUCCAAGAUCUGUAGCUUGUUACACACAAACACAAGCUGUGAUAGAAGACCAAUUAGUUUUUAUUAAAUACCCAAUAUAUGCAUUAGAGCAAUCAUACCAUGUACCUUUCACAUUCUGUCAAAGCUCCUGAGAACAUGGCUCAUAUUGAAUACUGUCUGCAUGCUUCACUAUCUUAUUUAUCUUCUCAUGAGUUUAGAAAGUUGUUUCCCCAAAGGGCCAGCGUUGUCUGC
This is a messenger RNA of Pogona vitticeps (central bearded dragon), 2885 nucleotides long. It is a transcript of the gene SLC26A7, whose product is annotated as solute carrier family 26 member 7. Gene Ontology annotation, biological process: transmembrane transport. The record is from RefSeq and is a predicted model, not a curated record. Gene Ontology annotation, cellular component: membrane. Lineage: Eukaryota; Metazoa; Chordata; Lepidosauria; Squamata; Agamidae.